This is a messenger RNA of Penicillium taxi, 420 nucleotides long. RefSeq names its product transcriptional regulator family TF. The record is from RefSeq and is a predicted model, not a curated record. Bases 1 to 420 code for a protein of 139 amino acids. The transcript has 2 exons. NCBI's taxonomy places the organism in Eukaryota, Fungi, Ascomycota, Eurotiomycetes, Eurotiales, Aspergillaceae.
AUGACACCGAGUCUAUCUCCGCCAUCCAUCCCUGACAAUCCACGCCUGGAAUUACGACAGCCUUGGUCUGAAAUAGAACCAAGGCAUUAUAUCUUCAAUCGACUGGUUGUCUGGCGGGCCAGCACACCUAUAAGCCUACAACUGCCUGGGGAGAUGGGGCUGGACGAGAGUCUACGCCAGUUGGCUACCUUAUUGCUGCUCAUUAUCGCCGGUCAAGAGACGCGGGACGAGAAGGAACAUCAAGUCAUUCGGCAAACCAUACAGGAUCUGAACCUGUUCAGCUUUAACAAUGCUGACAAAGCGCUUGAGCUUUUUGAGGGAGCUUGGCUCAAAAGACGCGGUUGUGAGACUCUGGAUGAAAAUCUAAUCGAAUAUUCAUUUGCCAUGAGAGUAGUAGCCCUUCUUUCAAAUGUUAUAUGA